AUUGAAGUUGAACAACUUGGGGCUUACUUGGGCUUGGCUUAAAUCAUCAAUUUGACCAUGGAUGGGCUCCAGUUUGGCGCUAUAAUUAUUGCUGCAUUAGGCACUAUUUACCUCACGGGUAAAAGUGGUAUGAUGAUGCGAAAACUUCAAGAAAUAGCUACAGGCAAGGCAGGGUGUGUGCCGGCCGAAGACCUGGGUUUUGUCACCAUACACUACUUCGCUGGUCGAGGUCGAGCAGAAGCUAUUCGACUCCUGCUGAAGCAAGCCAAUGUACCUUAUAAUCAGACAGACUUCACCCGAGAAACUUGGCCUGAAGCCAAGAAAGCAGGAGUAGAACAAGGCCUAUACACAUAUGGACAAGUACCUGCUAUUGUGACAUCAUCAGGUGUAUCUAUGGUCCAGCAGCAAGCCAUCCUUCAUUACAUUGGUAGGGCUACAGGAAUGGAUUGUGACUGUGAAGAUCUCCAUCGCUGUGAGGUUCUGGCUCAAGGAGUUGAGGACGCUCGCAGCAAGUUAUCAAAGAUGAUCUAUGACCCGUCUUUUUCGCUUGCCAUGAGAAAUGAAUACUUGAGGGAGAUAGCUCCGCUUUGGCUGGGAUACUUUGAGAAGAUAGCUCCCUCGAUACCCUCCCAGCAAAAUGGAUAUUUUGUAUCUCAUCGACUGACCUGGGUGGAUUUCCUCAUCUUUGACCUCCUCGACACCAAUGUUGAAUUUGGCAUGCUGGAUAUAGGGCGCCCUCCUGUGGCCAUCUUGGCAGAGUUCCCGAAACUCAACUCCUACUACAACCACAUGAAGGCAUUACCAAGUAUUGGAAAUUAUCACAGGAGUUCUGAGAGGCCUCCUUUUAAGAUACCAUACAUGCCUAAACCUGAAUCGAAUGCCAAACAGAUGUGAAUUUAAGCGUGUUUGUCUGAAAUAUGAAGUACUAUUCAUUUUAUUUUAGCCAACAAUCCAAUGUACGUACUUGUAGCUAUGGUGGAAUAUUUAGUGUGAAAGUUACAUGAAAUGUAAAAUUGGUUGUAUAGAGUAGCCCAAGGCUUGUUUUUGAAAACAGGAUCUGAAAAUUAUCUAGUUACUGUCUUUAUUGUGAGAAAGACAUUCCUCAUGAACAAAAAACAUACUGAAUUACGUAAUAAAAAAUCUAAUUUGGGAUUUUAAAAUUCAUUUUCACAAAUUCAUUACACAAUUAGUGUAAUGUUUAAACAUUUUAGCUUUCCAUGUUUGAACUUCAAAGAUGACUUGUCUCCUGACUGUGGAGCAUUUAAGUGCAUAAAACAUAUCUUUUGUGUUGGAUCAUUCGGAUAUUAUGAAAUUCAUCUGAAAUAUGAAUAGAAUUUAACUGACCCUAUUCUGUGCCGCCAGAAGGAGUUUGUAAGUACCCUUGCAUUAUUUUAGUUGCUUGCUUCAAGUCACAGUUGGUACUAAGCCUGAAUUGUUUACCUCGACAGCCAAUCACUGCUUGUCGUUUAGCGUCCAUUGUCUCUUUUAGGCCUAUUAUAUAUUGUUUCGUUCUUGUCAUUCAUGCAAUUUUACUCCAAUGAGUGCAUGUGGAAAAGAUUCAGUAUGUCCAUUUUUAAGGCUAUUUUAUGAUUCUGCAGUACCAAAAUUUAUUUAUUGAAUAGAAUUUAGUAGAAAUAAGUGGAUUCAAAUAUGUAAGCUUUAUCCUUCUACACAGAGUCAUCUUUCAGGAGAGAAAACUUUUAACUUAUUCUGUUUUGUGUAGUUCCCAAGGUUCUGAAGUUGAAGAUGGAUGUAUAAAUUAUUCACGGUUCAUUUUUCAGUCAUUUUGAGCUUUCAUACUUCUUUUCCUGUACACUGCCAAAUGGGUGGAACUCUCACAAAACUUCCUUCUCAUUCACCUUCAAACAUUAUAGUGAUAUGUAGUAGCAAUGUUAAUACUUGACAGAAAAGAUUAUACAUUAUUUUAGCAUAGAUUGUUGUUAUGGAAUUAUUCUGUUUAACAGAACCAAGUUCUUACAUUAAUAACCCUUUAUGGGUAUGAUCAUUUGAUUAUUUAAUUGUAAAUGUAAACCAAGUCUUUCAAAAACAGGAGGAAUUCUUCCUUUGUAAAAAGAUAGGACAGCAAAUUGUGAUACAUAAAGAUAUAUAUUCUAAAUUAAAAAUUCAAACAAGUUGAAUAUUAUUUAGCUAUUUGAUCAAAGAGCAAUAAAACCUAUGAAUACAAUCAACUGGUUAUUUCAGUGGCUGAGGUCUCAAAGGGUUUAUUAUCAUGUUAUGGUUCAACCUGUUCUAUCAAGGAGGCUAACCCCCCCCCC
Messenger RNA from Lytechinus variegatus (green sea urchin), 2276 nucleotides. RefSeq names its product glutathione S-transferase Mu 1-like. Gene Ontology annotation, biological process: glutathione metabolic process. The coding region runs from base 58 to 894 and encodes 278 amino acids. The record is from RefSeq and is a predicted model, not a curated record. The transcript has 5 exons. Gene Ontology annotation, cellular component: cytosol. Gene Ontology annotation, molecular function: glutathione transferase activity. NCBI's taxonomy places the organism in Eukaryota, Metazoa, Echinodermata, Echinoidea, Temnopleuroida, Toxopneustidae.